AUGCUCCAGUCUCCAGUGUUGCAGCAGCCUGGGCCGCCUGCAGUGGGCGCUGGGGAGGGAGCAGGGGAGCCGCCUGUGGCUCCGGGGCCAGCGCAGAUAGUGGCUGGCAGCCUGCUGUCCCUGCUGAUUCUCUGGACGCUGUUUGGCAACGUGCUGGUGUGUGUGGCCAUCAUCCGCUUCCGGCACCUGAGGAGCAAGGUCACCAAUAUCUUCAUCGUGUCCUUGGCCAUCUCUGACCUCUUGGUGGCCCUGUUGGUGAUGCCCUGGAAAGCAGUGGCUGAGGUGGCUGGCUACUGGCCCUUCGGGGCCUUCUGCAAUGUCUGGGUGGCCUUUGAUAUCAUGUGCUCUACUGCCUCCAUUCUGAACCUUUGUGUGAUCAGCAUGGACAGGUACUGGGCCAUCUCCAGCCCAUUCAGGUACGAGAGGAAGAUGACCCAGAGGGUGGCUUUGGUGAUGAUCAGCGUGGCUUGGGCUUUGUCUGUCCUUAUCUCCUUCAUUCCUGUCCAGCUCAACUGGCACAAAGGUGGGGAUAUUGUUGGAGGUGGACCUGGCACUACCUCAGCAGCAGCAAGCACUGGCACCACCUGGGCGGAAGGGAUUGGCAGCACCUGGACAGUAGUAUUGAGACCUUCUGAGGGGACCCUCGGCAACAAUGAGACUCUUGAGGAACAGGCUGAGAGCUGCGAUUCCAGCCUCAACAGGACCUAUGCUAUCUCCUCCUCACUGAUCAGCUUCUAUAUCCCUGUGGCCAUCAUGCUAGUCACCUACACGCGGAUCUACCGCAUUGCCCAAGUGCAGAUCCGCAGGAUUUCCUCUCUGGAGAGGGCAGCUGAGCAUGCACAGAGCUGCCGGAGCAACCGUAUUGACUGCCACCACCACACCAGCCUAAAGACUUCCAUCAGAAAAGAGACCAAGGUCUUGAAGACCCUCUCAGUCAUCAUGGGAGUCUUUGUCUGCUGCUGGCUGCCCUUCUUCAUCCUGAACUGCAUGGUCCCCUUCUGUGAGAGCCCCCCUAAUGACCCCCAUGCUGGCCUUCCCUGUGUCAGCGAGACCACCUUUAAUAUUUUUGUAUGGUUUGGCUGGGCCAACUCAUCGCUCAAUCCCAUCAUCUAUGCUUUCAAUGCUGACUUCAGGAAGGUUUUCUCCAACCUCCUAGGGUGCAGUGAGUUUUGCUCUAGCACUCCAGUGGAGACAGUCAAUAUAAGCAAUGAACUCAUCUCCUACAAUCAAGACACCCUUUUCCAUAAGGAAAUAGUGACCGCUUAUGUCAACAUGAUCCCUAAUGUGGCUGAUUGCGAGGAUGAUCCUUUCGACAGGAUGUCCCAGAUCUCCCCAGACCAUGAGAUUGCCACUGACUCUAUGUGUGAGCUGGACUGUGAGGGGGAGAUCUCCCUAGACAAAACAACACCUUUCACCCCAAAUGGUUUACAUUAAAUUGCAUCAUGUCCUGUCUGUUGUAUGAUCCAGUAAAAGCAAAUUACGAACACAGAAUGAAAAGACUACUGGACUCUAAGCUGUAGUUUGGUCAGGCAAUUCACUCCAACUGUGUCUAGCACUUUCAGGGUUUAGAAAUUGCCACACAGAGUUGAUAAAAACAAACUUAAUUCAACAUCCCCCAAACUGAGAGAGGUUUAGGAAGCUAAAUCAGCUCUGGGGUAUGAUUACAGUUAGUGUUUGUAAAAAGCUCUGAAGAUGGAAAAUGCUCUCAAAGUAUAAAGUAUCAUGACCCCUAAGAACAGGGACAGAUGUAAUGGUCACUAAAAAGAAAAAUUAUUAGAUUGUCUGUUCAAUUCUUGUUUUUGUUUGAAUUUUAUGUGGAGCUAAGGAUUAGAG
Molecule: messenger RNA, 1833 nt
Organism: Mauremys mutica (yellowpond turtle)
Lineage: Eukaryota; Metazoa; Chordata; Testudines; Geoemydidae
Gene: DRD5
Product: dopamine receptor D5
Exons: 1
Coding region: 1-1434 (477 amino acids)
Biological process (GO): adenylate cyclase-activating adrenergic receptor signaling pathway
Cellular component (GO): plasma membrane
Molecular function (GO): dopamine neurotransmitter receptor activity; G protein-coupled receptor activity
Source: RefSeq, a predicted model, not a curated record